Molecule: messenger RNA, 477 nt
Organism: Echinococcus granulosus
Lineage: Eukaryota; Metazoa; Platyhelminthes; Cestoda; Cyclophyllidea; Taeniidae
Exons: 3
Coding region: 1-477 (158 amino acids)
Source: RefSeq, a predicted model, not a curated record
AUGAAUGGGGACCAGGAGCCCUAUCAACCGCUGCCCUUCAUCCCCAUCAGUAUGUGCACAUGCAACUGCACCUGUAAAUCUGCCAAGUCGAGAAAAGUGAAGUCUGUGAAACGAUUUGAUUUGGCCAGUGGAGUGUCCAGUGAACACCUUCCCGCGACUACGACGACCUCGUGUACAAACAGUUGGCAUGUUAAUGGGGAACAAAUUGCGGAAAAGGUGGGGACCUUCCAGCCGCAUGCUUCAACGCUUCCACAGAUUCGACCAGCAGAUCCCCCUCGGAAGGAGUCUCCGCCCGCGCAGGUGGAGGAUGCAGAAAGUCAGACGGAGUUGGUUGACCUACGGUCGAGGGAGAAGGAGCUUCAUCGACUCAUGCAGCUUCUUCAGGCAUUUUCCUUCACGGGGGGCUUCUGCACCCCCUGUCAAGUGCUCUACAGCACGCUCGGGUCGCCAGAUGUGACCUCAAAGGACCUCAGAUGA